Messenger RNA from Jatropha curcas, 1482 nucleotides. RefSeq names its product GDSL esterase/lipase At5g45670. Gene Ontology annotation, molecular function: hydrolase activity, acting on ester bonds. The record is from RefSeq and is a predicted model, not a curated record. Lineage: Eukaryota; Viridiplantae; Streptophyta; Magnoliopsida; Malpighiales; Euphorbiaceae.
UAUAUCUAGAAUUUAAACUACUUAUACACAUAUAAUUACUAGCUCUAGAUACUUACCAUCGUUCUUGCUUACUCUAUCCUAGCUUAAUUGUCUGGUUUCUUCAUAUAUUUAGGGUUACAGAUAUAUAUAUAUAUAGUUGGAGAUGGAGGGUACUCUGAUAAGCAAGAAAUGGUGGUGGGUUGUGUGUGUAGUGUUAAUGGUUUCUUUGCAUGGGAAUGGGGUUAAAGCAGCUCCACAGGCUCCUUGCUACUUUAUAUUUGGGGAUUCAUUAGUAGAUAAUGGGAACAAUAAUCAGCUUACGUCUUUGGCUAGGGCUAAUUAUUUGCCUUAUGGUAUUGAUUUCCCUCGUGGACCUACUGGAAGAUUUUCCAAUGGUAAAACUACUGUCGACGUUAUCGCUGAAUCAUUGGGCUUCAAUGGUUACAUUUCUCCCUAUUCAACCGCACGUGGUCAAGAUAUACUCAGAGGAGUAAAUUAUGCAUCGGCCGCUGCUGGAAUCAGAGAGGAAACUGGACAGCAACUUGGGCAACGCAUUAGCUUCAGUGGUCAAGUAAAGAACUACCAAAAUACAGUGUCUCAAAUAGUGAACUUGCUUGGUGACGAAAAUACAACGGCAAAUUAUUUAAGCAAAUGCAUAUUCUCUAUUGGAUUAGGCAGCAAUGAUUAUCUCAACAACUAUUUUAUGCCCCAAUUUUACUCUUCCAGCCGCCAAUAUACGCCGGAGCAGUACGCUAAUGUUCUUAUCCAGCAGUAUACUCAGCAGCUCAGGAUUUUGUACGACAAUGGAGGCAGGAAAUUUGUGUUGAUUGGAUUGGGUCAAAUAGGGUGCAGCCCAAGUGAAUUGGCCCAAAAUAGUCCAGAUGGUAGAACAUGUGUUCAAAGAAUCAACUCAGCCAACCAAAUUUUCAAUAACAAGCUCAGAUCUCUUGUUUCUCAAUUCAACAGCAAUACUCCUGAUGCAAGAUUUAUCUAUGUCAAUGUGUAUGGGAUGUUCCAAGAUAUAACAAGCAACCCUGCAAGAUACGGUUUUACAGUUACAAAUGCUGGGUGCUGUGGUGUGGGAAGGAACAAUGGUCAAAUUACAUGCCUGCCAUUCCAAACUCCAUGUCAAAAUAGGAAUCAAUAUUUAUUUUGGGAUGCAUUCCACCCAACUGAGGCAGCAAAUAUUAUAAUUGGGAGAAGAUCUUACAGUGCUCAAUCUUCGUCGGACGCUUACCCAUUUGAUAUUCGCCGGCUAGCGCAGCUCUGAAGUCAUGGAAAUGGUGAUUAAUUAUGGAUAAUGGUGAUUAAUUAUGGAUUCCGACUUAUAUAAUACAAUAUUUUUCUGUAUGUGUUAUAUGUGUGCUUCAAAGUGCACAUAUUGAGUAUUGUCAAGCUAUUGGCUUUGUUCAGGAGAUUUUGAGUUCAAUUAAGAUCAUCAGUGAGAAUUGUAUUAAGCAAGCACUGCAAGCAAUAAAAAUUAAAUUUUGGUGAAAAAUAAAA